AUGACAAGUAACAAGGCAGGCAUUCGACAACCGAGGCCCGUGGGCACCGCGCUACGAGCUGUCUCUCUCAGCGAGAACGUUUGGACUGGCAUGACCGUGAUGCUUGCUUUCUGCUUUGCUCGUGUGCUCAGCUUCAUCUUUCGCCAGCCAACGCCUCCGAGCCCGGACAAGCGGCGCCUCGAUGGGCAGACGGCCAUUGUGACGGGUGCCAACGGAGGAAUAGGCUUGGCCAUCACAAGAGACCUGUUUCAACGUGGUUGCACAGUGACAAUGGCCUGCCGAUCUUCGCAGCGUGCUCAAGAAGCGCGCCGUCUGCUCCUCGAAGAGGUUAAUGGUACCCCCGGCACGGCCGACAGGCUCAAGAUCAUGACGCUCGACAGCAGCAAUCUUGACAGCGUGCGGGCAUUUGCGACGAGCUGGUCUUCCAAAGCCAUGAUCGCACCUUCCGAGAUUGACUUUCUCUUUCUCAAUGCUGGCUUCGCCGAGAGGAGCACGGGCAUGGGCCGUUUCACCAAGGAAGGCCUCGAUCUCUUCUAUCAGCAUCUCCUCGUCAACUUGCUACUCCCAUUUCUCUCCCCCUCAGCUCGGAUCAUCAUCACCUCGUCGCAGGGCGCCUUUUACGCACGCUUCUCUCCCGCUGUGGCUGAAAGGUCAACUGCAAACGUGAUCGAGAAGGGAUUUCACUACCCGAGCUACCUAAAUUUCCAUGGCUCUACCGUCCCUCGCUUUGUCAGCGGUGCACAGGAUACAUUUCACUAUGCCCAUUCGAAAGCCUUCCAGGUUCUCUUUGCCGACACGCUCCAGCAGAUCCUAGUCCACCAUCAGCACCCUGCCUCUGUCUGGGAAAGCAGUGGCAAGACAUGCAAUGAUCGAGGUCCUUUCGACGACGUGCGUGUCAACACCUUUCACCCGGGACUCGUCCGUACGAAGAUCUUUGAUGUCUACUCAACAAAGUCCUUCGCUCAGUCACCCCUCGGCUAUGUAGGCAGAUACAUGAUGCAUCACCUCGGCCUCGAUCCAAAGGACGGCAUCCGCACAGCUAUGUGCCUCGCCCUGUCGGACGACGAACUCGGAGGAAAGAGUAUCCUUCCUGGCGCCUUUUACGAAUUCGACAAGGUCCGCAACUUGCCGUGGUACGCCUCGCUGAGCCCGGCGAUGCGGCGCAGGCUCUGGACUCGCUUCAACAACGAUGCAGGACUAACCGAUGCAGACUGGAUCUUGAGCAAAAGGGCGUUCUAACGAGGGC
Acaromyces ingoldii is the source of this 1246-nucleotide messenger RNA. RefSeq names its product NAD(P)-binding protein. The transcript has 2 exons. NCBI's taxonomy places the organism in Eukaryota, Fungi, Basidiomycota, Exobasidiomycetes, Exobasidiales, Cryptobasidiaceae. The record is from RefSeq and is a predicted model, not a curated record. The coding region runs from base 1 to 1239 and encodes 412 amino acids.